Molecule: messenger RNA, 1983 nt
Organism: Archocentrus centrarchus (flier cichlid)
Lineage: Eukaryota; Metazoa; Chordata; Actinopteri; Cichliformes; Cichlidae
Gene: slc52a3-1
Product: solute carrier family 52 member 3-1
Exons: 4
Coding region: 119-1456 (445 amino acids)
Biological process (GO): riboflavin transport
Cellular component (GO): plasma membrane
Molecular function (GO): riboflavin transmembrane transporter activity
Source: RefSeq, a predicted model, not a curated record
CAUCAGUAUGCGUUUACGCAAUACCAGUCACUAAUCUCUUUGUAAGAUGACAGCAAGUCCUAUUCAAUGCCUCUGGGCUUUAAAGAAACUUACUUCUUCACACUGAUCCAGUGGCAGUAUGGCUCUGCUCAUCCACAUAUUGGCCUGCAGCUUUGGAGUUGGCUCUUGGGUGGCGGUGAAUGGACUGUGGGUGGAGCUGCCGCUCAUUGUCAACACACUCCCUGAAGGUUGGGAGCUCCCCUCCUACCUGACAGUGAUCAUCCAGCUGGCCAAUGUGGGACCUUUGCUGGUCACCCUGAUGCACAAACUGAACCCAGGGUGUCUUAAAGAGAAUAUUGUCAUUUACUCCAUCCUCUCCAUCGGUGUCCUGUCCUGCAUUCUGCUCGCCUUCUUCUGGGACAGAACUACGGUCUUUGCAGGAGCAUCACAUAGCACAGCCUUCUUCGUCAUAAUUUUCUUCCUUUCUCUGGUGGACUGCACUUCUUCGGUUACGUUCUUGCCUUUCAUGAUGCAGCUGCCGGCAAAAUACAUCACCACAUAUUAUAUUGGAGAAGGGCUAAGUGGUUUCAUUCCUGGUGUAGUUGCUCUAGCUCAGGGUGUGGGUAUGGCCAUAUGUGUCAACUCUUCUGAGACUUCAGGAAACAACACAGGGUCAUUGCACACAGAGUAUCUUCCCCCAAACUUCUCCACUGAGGUGUUUUUCUUCAUCCUAGGAGCCAUGAUGUGCAUAAGCCAGGCUGCUUUUGUCGCACUGAAUAGACUUCCUCGGAUAUACGAACUGUCCACUGAGAACCUUGUGCAGGAUACAGUGCCAUCUGUCAGCUCUGGUCUGGACAACUCAGGGGCUGAGACUGAUGGAGAGCGUGUGAGAAACAAUGGUGAGAUGGCUAACCAGGGCAGCCAUAUGAUGGCAAAAUACUCCAUGUACCAGCUGACCAUCAUUUACUUUCUGGUGGCGUGGGUUAAUGCCGCAACCAACGGCCUGCUUCCCUCUGUGCAGACAUACUCCUGUAUACCGUACGGGAACUUGGCAUAUCACCUCUCUGCAUCUCUGGCAUCCGUGGCCAACCCACUGGCCUGUACGCUUGCAAUGUUUUUCCAGAACAGGUCACUGAUCUUUCUGGGAAUUCUGACAGUGGUGGGGACAGGAUUUGGCAGCUAUAACAUGGCGAUGGCAGCUAUGAGUCCAUGUCCUUUGCUUCAUGGGACUGCAGUGGGAGAGGCGAUAAUUGUGCUCUCAUGGCUCUUCUUUACUGGAACGCUGUCUUAUGUCAAAGUCAUGGUGGGUGUCAUCCUGAGAGACCAGAGCCACAACGCUUUGGUCUGGUGUGGAGCUGCGACACAGAUGGGCUCACUAGUGGGCUCCAUCAUUAUGUUCCCGCUGGUUAACAUUUACCGGCUCUUUAAGUCAGGAGACUUCUGCAACACUGAGUGUCCUCUAAUACCACAGAACUGAGGACAAGCUGGAGACUUUUGGGACGUGCGCUUAAUUAGAUCUUUUUUUUUUUUUUUUUUUUUGCUGUGAGCUAAAUGAAAGGAUCAAUAGCAUUCUCAUGUCUAUAAACAAAAAGUGAAGCCAGUAACUCUUGGGUUCUUUUUUUUUUUUUCCACUAUCUCUGAGCAUUACACAGUCUGAAUUUGGGAUAAAUUUGCAGGGACAUCCACUCCUGGGAAGAUUGUGACAUUGUGUUAAAACACACCUGAAUGCUCCAGACCAGCAAACUGCCAAAACACUUGCUUUUAUAGAGGUGGUCACACUUGCUGCAUUUGAUUAGCAACACUUGGCUGCUACUCACCAUCUUAAUUCCUGUGGAAACCGUUUCAGUUUCAGGGGUGAUCCCUAGCUUUGGACAGAACUCAGUUAGCUGCUUUUACCUUUUUCCAGUAGUGAGACUGGUAUAAAUGUUCUCAUAUGUAGUUUUAUUUACUUUGCGUUUUACUUUGUGUUUAUUACAACAUGUCUGCACUUUAAAAUAAACAUAA